Messenger RNA from Postia placenta MAD-698-R-SB12, 525 nucleotides. RefSeq lists its product as hypothetical. The annotation marks the transcript as partial. The transcript has 3 exons. The record is from RefSeq and is a predicted model, not a curated record. Lineage: Eukaryota; Fungi; Basidiomycota; Agaricomycetes; Polyporales; Adustoporiaceae.
AUGCUGCGCACAGACCAGCUGCGCACGGACCAACGCGCACAGCCUGCCCUAACCUCCCCAUUCGAACGCCCCCAGCAUUUGGUUUUCCCCUGUCGCUCGACCCUAAGUCGCGACAUUAGGUCGAAACUCCCCAACGCUGCCGGCCACGCGCACCUCCCCUUCCUCCCCCCCAUCACCGUGGCUGACGAAUUCUUCGACUGCUCUCGACUUGAGCACACCUUCGACACCCAGGAGCAGGUCGACGUCUCUCGCGACGACCCGGACCGCAACGGCAACCUAGCCCCUUUCCUCAGCUGUGAUCGGCAGCCGUGCCCUAAUCGAACCCCACGGUCCAUCACCACCAACGAAGACGAAGGGCGCUACGUGCCAAUCCGACGAGUCCAACACCCCAGCGGUCCUGCUCUCCGAUACGCUGGCACCUCGAGAUCUACAUCUCGCCACGUCACUCCCGUCCCAUCCCGACCUGCCUCGCCAGGCACCCGCAUCCCCCAACCUGUCGCCGGUACAGGUCAAGCGCGAGGAGAU